UUCAGCCCUUUCUCAAGCUGUUGAGAUUUUCCCCUCAAACUCCGUGAUUAUAUUGACGCCAGAAUAUCAUUCGCAAACAAAUAUUUCCCCUCCUCUCUCUUUCUCUCUCUAGGGUUUUUAGGGUUUUCUAUACCCGCCGGUUAAAAUGGAUAGAUACCAGAAAGUGGAGAAGCCGAAGCCUGAAUCUCCGGUAAAUGAGAAUGAGAUCCGUAUCACUUCCCAAGGUUUGGUCCGGAACUACGUUAGCUAUGCCACCACACUUCUUCAGGAGAGGCGAGUGAGAGAGAUUGUCUUAAAAGCGAUGGGCCAGGCAAUAAGCAAGACUGUGGCUAUCGCAGAGAUCAUCAAGAGAAGGGUUCCUCGACUGCAUCAGGACACUGCCAUCAGUUCAGUGAGCAUAACUGAUACAUUUGAACCCAUUGAAGAGGGCCUUCAGACUGUGGAGCAGACUCGCCAUGUCUCAAUGAUAUCAAUCACCCUGUCUACUAAGGAGCUUAACAAGAGUUCUCCUGGGUAUCAAGCUCCAUUUAAUGUGGAUCAAACUAAACAGCAGCAGUACAACUAUCAGCCACAGCAACAGCAACCUCCAAGACAAGCACGUGCAAUUUACAACACUGGUAACGGAGAUUCAUAUGGACGAGGAAGAGGCCGUGGCAGAGGGAGCGGACGAGGUUGGAACAGAGGUGGCUAUACAAACUACCAAGAAAAUGGUGGAUAUUCAGGUGGCUAUUCAGGUGGAUAUCCUAAUUGGGGCCGAGGUGGCGGUCGUGGGGGUUGGGGUUAUAGAGGAGCUGGAUAUGGCAGAGGCAGAGGUGGAGGUGGGAGAGGAUAUGGGCGAGGACGUGGAAGGAUGGGUGGUCGACCGAGGGGUGGGGGUGGGGGCGGCGGCAUCCAAGCAUAGUUGGGAGUUGUUUCUGGUUUGGUGCUGCGGGGAAGUGCUUGCCUUGGCUUCAGGUGUUGCUAGUAUGUUCAAAGUUUGUUUACUACUGAUGAUGAUGAAAUGGUGGGGUGUUUACCGAGCGUUAUUACUAGAAGAAGCUGGUUUGUUUGUUUCUCUGUGUGGGCAAGCUUUGUUUGCAGACGUUUGUUUUUACAGAGCCAAGAGCAAGCAACCGAUUUCUCACUGCUAUAAAUAUUCUUUUAUCUCUGCUUCUCCUUUCAUGUUAUCUCUCAUCAUUGAACCC
Messenger RNA from Sesamum indicum (sesame), 1184 nucleotides. RefSeq names its product Alba DNA/RNA-binding protein. Gene Ontology annotation, molecular function: RNA binding. Lineage: Eukaryota; Viridiplantae; Streptophyta; Magnoliopsida; Lamiales; Pedaliaceae. The record is from RefSeq and is a predicted model, not a curated record.